AUGGAAACCAGACCUCCAACAAGUCCAGGCAAACAAUUUGCAUUUUAUUAUGAAAAUGAAGUCUAUAAACAAGAUUACUUCAUUAAGUCACCACCUCCUCAGCUUCUCUCUACCGCAAACUCCUGGAAGAAACGGUUUUUUGUCCUCUCAAAGAGUGGAGAAAGGGGCCUGAGUCUUUCCUAUUUCAAAGACCAUCACCAUCGAGGUUCCAUCAGAAUUGAUCGAGAUGCCAAUGUAGAAGUUGGAAUAAACAACCAUGAAAAGAUGCAAUCAGUACAGAAGAUGUUUAAAUGCCAGCCCGAUGAGGUGAUGUCCAUCAGAACUCCAGACAGGGAGUACUUCCUCAUUGGUCGUGACAGGGAGAAGAUUAAAGCCUGGGUCUCCUUCAUGGCACCAUUUUGCCAGGAUACACAAGCAGCUCAUCGGAACACGGAGGAGAAGACCUCAGUGAGUGACAAAAGACCCAUUUCUGAUCCAAGCCCCUGCUUUGAUGCUUGCAGCCUAUUGGCAGCUGUCAGCUCUGCCUCGCCAAGGACCAGUCUUCCACUUCAUUUAAUAGAACAAAGUUCUCCAGGGUUCAGGCAAGCUCAUCUUCUACAUGAUUUUGUGUCAGAAACCAUUCAAGGGACCGAAGAAGAGAGUUAUUAUCGUUAUCCUCGACGCAUUCUUUCAGAGAAUAUUAUCAGUUCCCAUGGUUCCAGUGAAUCCCUGGAUCCUAAUUUUCCAGACCAGGUCUCCGAGAAAACUGAGUGCCAUUACAUGUCAAUGAGAUCCUUUUUUUUCAAAGAGAUGCCCUCUGCCUCUGCUGAUUGUCAAGAGGAAUCACAGGCCAUUCCGGAGACCCAGGAUGGGGGGCUUCCCAUGCAGGAACAAAGCCCAGAAAAUGAUCCGUGCCUUUCACCUGUCAACCCGGAAGCCCAGACCACAGACAAUAAAAAGGGGUUGACCUCCCUAACUGUUGUGAAAUUGUCUAUAUUACUCAACAACAUUCCUGAUGACAGCCAAGUGGAGACACUGAAUGUGUUCCUCUCUCCUCUCGAUAUCAUAAACUACCUUGCUCUCAUAGAAGCCGCAGGACGGAUAUGUGUGGCUCAGUGGGCAGGCCCCCCACGCCUGGGGUGCCUAUUCUACCAUGGAGACCACAUCUUGGCCGUGAAUGACCUGAAACCCCAGAGCCUGGAGGAAGCGUCCCUGUUUCUCAGCCGGUGCAUCCAGAAGGAGAAAGUCAAGCUCUCCAUCGGCCGGAUCCCCAAUUCAGAGAAGUUCCAUGCUGUAGCUUGUGCAUGCGCCUUAAAAUACCAAGGAGUUGAGCCUGUCCAACAGGAUAAGCCAGGACUAGAGAGAACACUAAAGAGAGCUCCAGCCAUCAAAAAGAGCCAGAAGAAAGCAACAGGAAAGUAGCCUGUGGUGGGCCCCACACCGCAGGAGGAGAAUGGAGCCUGGAACCACGCACAGCCCCAUAACCAGAGACAAUUCAGCAGGCUUCUCUGAAUUACUGCACCUGUAUCUCAUCAAUGGAGGUUAUUGUCCCCUCUCUGGCCACUGCAUCAGAGGUGUUGAGAGGAUCACAUGGGAUAAUGGCUAGGGAGCACAGUGAAAGCAGAAGGCCUUAUUAUCUGAGAUUGUGUUCCAAACACCACAGACUUGCUUGGGUAAGUCCCUGGGCUGAUUUAAUAGCAGUGUGUGUUCUGUGAGGUCAUGGUCCACACAAUGACUUCUUUGUUAGGCAACGUCCAGUUGGACUUAGUCAUUCCAGGAAGGCAAGAGAGAUGAGAGCUCCUAGCAACCCUCCCCAACAUCUCCUGUGAAUCAGCAUCCCAGAGGCCAGAAGGCCAGACAGCGGCCUGUUGUUUUUUUAAGACACAAUAACUAUACAUUUUCAGAAGCUGAAGCUGUGUUUAGGUCGCCUCCAGAAAAGAUCUGUUUGCCCCACAGGUAGUAAGGGAGCCAUGUAGCACUUGUAAGUUUGGAUUUCUUCAUUUUGACUUGUGCAUUAAGACAUUGAUCCUGGGGCUGGAGAGAUUGCUUAGUGGUUAAGGCAUUUGCCUGCAGAGCCUGAGAACUCAUGUUUGACUCUCCAGAUCCCACAUAAGCCAGAUGUAC
Messenger RNA from Jaculus jaculus (lesser Egyptian jerboa), 2103 nucleotides. It is a transcript of the gene Plekhs1, whose product is annotated as pleckstrin homology domain containing S1. The coding region runs from base 1 to 1401 and encodes 466 amino acids. Lineage: Eukaryota; Metazoa; Chordata; Mammalia; Rodentia; Dipodidae. The record is from RefSeq and is a predicted model, not a curated record. The transcript is spliced from 12 exons.